AUGGCGAGAGAGCUCUCGUGUCUGCCAUCGUCCGUGCCUGUCAUGUCGCCAAUCCGCCUCCUCCUCGCCUCGGCGGCCCUGGGCCCGCUGCACGCUCUCGCGGCGCCGAGCGGCAGCCCGCGCCAGGUCGCGUCCUACACCGGGAACCCGCUGGCCGACGUGCAAAUGUCCCCCAGCGCCCCGUAUGCCGACAAGAUCCGGACCCUCGCCAUCCCACGGCUGAGCCCGGAGCUAGCCGCCAAGGCCGCCAAGGUCGCCGAGGUCCCGUCCUUUCAGUGGCUUGACGCGAGGGACAAGAUCCCGCUGCUCAACGAAACCCUCGCCGCGAUCCGCGAGGCGAACCGCGCCGGCGCCAGCCCGCCCUUCGCCGCCACCUACGUCGUCUACAACUUCCCGGACCGCGACUGCUCCGCCAAGGCCUCGGCCGGCGAGCUCGUGCUGGCCGACGGGGGGCUCGCCAAGUACGAGAAGGAAUUUAUCGACCCCAUCGCCGCCCUGAUCGACGAGUACUCGGACGUGCGGCAGGUCAUUGUCUACGAGCCCGACGGCCUCGCCAACCUCGUGACAAACAUGGAGGUCGAGCGCUGCGCCAACGCCGCGCCGGCCUACCUGUCCGCGACCGAGUACGCGCUGCGCGCCUUCGACAGACCCAACGCCGCCGUCUACCUCGACGCCGGCCAUGCGGGCUGGCUGGGCUGGGACUCCAACCUGGCCCCGACGGCGCGCGUCUACGGGGCCGCCUACAGGCGCGCCGGCUCCCCCAAGGCCGUCCGCGGGCUCGUCACCAACGUGUCCAACUUCAACGCGUGGAACACCUCGGUCCAGUUCGACUAUACCGUGCCAAACGACAACUGGGACGAGAGCAAGUUCCACGCCGCCCUGGCGCCGCACCUGGCCGAGGAAGGGUUCCCGGCGCGCUUUAUAGUCGAUCAGGGCCGCAGCGGCAGGCAGCCAACAGGCAGGGACUCGUGGGCUGAGUGGUGCAACAUCAAGGGCGCCGGGUUCGGGGCGCGCCCGUCGGCCGACACGGGCGUGGAAACGCUCGACGCUUUCGUCUGGGUCAAGCCCGGCGGCGAGGCGGACGGCACCAGCGAUACAGCGGCGGAGCGCUACGACGAGCGCUGCGGCUCCAACUCGUCUCUCAUCCCGGCGCCCGAGGCUGGUGCUUGGUUCCAGGAGUACUUUGUAAUGCUGCUGCAGAACGCCAACCCGCCAUUCUGA
Molecule: messenger RNA, 1221 nt
Organism: Gaeumannomyces tritici R3-111a-1
Lineage: Eukaryota; Fungi; Ascomycota; Sordariomycetes; Magnaporthales; Magnaporthaceae
Exons: 3
Coding region: 1-1221 (406 amino acids)
Biological process (GO): cellulose catabolic process
Molecular function (GO): hydrolase activity, hydrolyzing O-glycosyl compounds
Source: RefSeq, a predicted model, not a curated record